GCUUGAAAACAGGGCUUGUGUUUAGAACGGCUUGCAGACAUUGCAACAUUGCCUGUGAGAUGUGAUCUCCCUGCUGCCGAAGUGGCGACUCAGACAGGUUGCUCUGACCCAGGAGACACGUCUGCAUCUCGUAAACAAGGACUGCAGCUCUGAUGGGAGAAUUAAGGCAAACUAUGGGGGUCAUGUCACAGACCAUAUGCCCCAGUUCUUCAGCUGGUUCUGAGGGGGACCUUAAAGCUCCACAUGCCGGGCAGAGGGAGAAGAUGCAGAUGAAGAGGGAGAUUUCCCUCAUCAAUGGGAUUUGCCUCAUCGUGGGCAACAUGAUCGGCUCGGGGAUCUUCGUCUCUCCAAAGGGCGUUCUGAUGUACAGCGGCUCCUUCGGACUCUCCUUGCUCAUCUGGGCCCUCGGAGGCUUGUUCUCUGUGUUUGGAGCUCUUUGCUACGCAGAGCUGGGUACCACCAUCCCUAAAUCUGGAGCCAGCUAUGCCUACAUCCUGGAGGCUUUUGGGGGCUUCCUGGCUUUUAUCCGUUUGUGGACGUCUAUUCUGCUGAUUGAGCCCGCCAGCCAGGCUGCCAUCUCACUGACAUUUGCUUUCUAUCUGGUCGAGGCUCUCUAUCCUACCUGCCAGCCACCGUACGACGCCGUACGACUCCUCGCAGCAGCCUGCCUCUGUAUAUUGAUCUUCAUAAACUGUGCUUAUGUGAAGUGGGGGACUCUGGUCCAGGACAUCUUCACGUACGCAAAACUCAUGGCUCUAUUCCUCAUCAUCAUUGUUGGAAUCCUGAAAAUGGCAGCAGGAGACAUAAAUAGUUUUGAGAGUCCAUUCGAAGGGUCAUCGACAGAGCCUGGAGCCAUAGCUCUGGCUCUCUACUCCGCUCUGUUCUCCUACUCAGGCUGGGAUACGCUCAACUUCGUCACAGAGGAAAUUAAGAACCCUGAGAGGAAUCUCCCCCUGGCCAUUGCCAUCUCUAUGCCCAUCGUGACCAUCAUUUAUCUGCUGACCAACGCUGCAUACUACGUAGUUCUUGACAUGCCGUCCCUGUUGGCCAGCGAUGCUGUUGCUGUGACUUUUGGAAAUGCAGUACUUGGUCCGUUUCACUGGAUUGUCCCCGUGUCCGUGGCCAUGUCCUGCUAUGGAGGACUCAACGCUUCUGUCAUUGCUGCUUCACGGCUGUUCUUUGUUGGAGCUAGGGAGGGCCACCUCCCCGACAGUCUGAGCCUGAUCCACCUGAACCGGUACACACCAGUACCUGCUCUGCUCUUCAAUGGACUCAUGGGUUUGAUCUUCCUGUGUGUGGAGGACGUGUUCCAACUCAUUAACUACUUCAGCUUCAGUUACUGGCUCUAUGUUGGUCUCUCUGUUGCUGGCCUCAUCUACCUGCGCAUCAACCAGCCGGACAGGCACAGACCAGUCAAGCUCAGCUUGUUCUUCCCCAUCGUCUACUGCAUGUGCAGCCUCUUCCUGGUCAUCGUCCCUCUGUAUGGAGACACCAUCAACUCUCUCAUAGGGAUCAGCAUCGCUCUGUCUGGAGUGCCAGUUUAUUAUGUCACCAUUUAUCUACCGGAGGACAGGAAGCCCCGAUUCAUACGCAAACUCAACGAUCUUAUUACCAAAUACACCCAGAUGUUGCUCUACUGCUGCCUGACUGAGUUUGAUGCUGAGGCCGAAACGCUUCCAGGCACUAAAACGCAGUGAGAUGUGGACAGACUCGUCCGUCCAUCCAGCUGUUUUCCAGGACCUGGAAUCCAGAGGUCUGUGUGGAACAGAGCAGACCGAGAACAGAGCAGCAGAACGGCACCGAUGGAAAGAGUUUCUAUCAAACCGAGAGAAAAAAAACGCUCAACAUCUGAGAAGGAGUAACUUCUAACUUCUUAUUUUCUUCUUUUGGAUGUUCUGUGUUUAUCUUCUGUGAGGAUAAAACAACAAAAAAACAUUUGAAACUAAAGUCUAAGAAAGUUUAGACUUUUUUCAGCAACAACCUAUCAGAGUGUUUUAUUUUACCAUUUUAAAGCUUAUGGAAUACU
Messenger RNA from Cyprinodon tularosa, 2026 nucleotides. RefSeq names its product Y+L amino acid transporter 2-like. The transcript is spliced from 10 exons. The record is from RefSeq and is a predicted model, not a curated record. NCBI's taxonomy places the organism in Eukaryota, Metazoa, Chordata, Actinopteri, Cyprinodontiformes, Cyprinodontidae. Bases 153 to 1697 code for a protein of 514 amino acids. Gene Ontology annotation, cellular component: membrane. Gene Ontology annotation, molecular function: L-amino acid transmembrane transporter activity. Gene Ontology annotation, biological process: amino acid transmembrane transport.